CAAGCAGCGGCAGGCAGCAGCACAGGAAGAGGUCUCCGGCGGAGGAAAUCGCGCUCCGGAGCAAAGCGUACUGGCACGCACGUACAUUCACCACGCACAGACAAGGCGAGAGAGCCACGGCGAGGGAUAUCCUUCGGCGACCUUGGCAAGCAGGCACCCCCACCGAGCGCUCGUGGUGCUCUCCGACUUGGCCGGUCGGCCGCGCGUCCAUUCGGAGUACAGGUCGCACAAGUCGCCGCGACCAGGACGACUAGCGCCGAAGAAGAUGCCGCGAAGUUUGGAGGAAGACCGCUCGAUCGGCGUCGCGCCCCCAACGAGGUGACGGCCGCUGUCUGCACCGGAGAAACGAGAGGUCGACAGCCCAGACCUGGAACUAACGUGCAAGAAAGAAAGCGUUCGCGAUGACCCGUGCGGUAUUUCUGGCUACCUUCGCGCUGUGGGGACUCGUUGUGUGUAGACUAUGUGUCGCGGAAUAUGUGCCGAACCAAUCGGACAACGAGCCGAUUUACACGCAAGAGAGAGAAGGCAGAACAGAAGAUAACCCGGAGCAUCUGAAGCACCACGUCGAGAUUGUUUCCAGCUGGCCUAAGCCUUCGGAAGCAUAUACAGAAAGGACAUCGACGUCCCUAGACUCACCGGAUCCGUCAAACUAUGCUCGCCCCCCGAGCCGCCCUACCGGUGUCAAUCGCAACCGGCAGGCUCCGGUCACCGACAGCAACACCGUUGCCAGGUUCGUUAGCAAGCUGCAGAGGUCUCUCGAGCGUUCAACGCAGUUCAGAAGCAACGCCGACUACCACGCCUGCCUGAUGCCGAGCGGAAGCAAGGGCUGCUGCACUCCCGUUAGACUGUGCGUGCUGCCCGUGUUCCUAGACAGUCUGGACGUGUUUCUCAAGCACACGUGCGCUAUAGACAACGACCACAUCGGCGUGUGCUGUCCCACCGAGUUUGUGGCGAACACGAACAUACCUCGCCGACCGGAUGGGACCUUCGUCAUUGCCACCGUCCUUAAUCCCAGUCCUUCGCGACCGACUAGGAGCCCGACGGUGCACGUCGGCUUGACGGGUGGUUCACGGCCUGUGCAUCCUGUGCUGCACGAAGAACCGGGUUAUCCGGGCACUCCAGACCGCGGUGGUACCGACCAUCUGCUACAAACACUUUUCUUGCGGCGAAAGAGACACGUGGCACCAACACGCAACAACGGUGGCAGGCCGAGCAGCAAUCCCGGUGCCAAGCCGAGCGGCUAUCCCAGUUCCAAGCCGAGCGACUACCCUGACAGCAAGCCAAGUGACUACCCCGUCAGCAGGCCGAGUGACUACCCUGGCAACAGGCCGAACAGCCGUCCCGGUAACAAACCUCAGGAUGGCACCAGCACUAACCGGGCCACAACGAGGCGACCUGCGGCUAGGCCCGACACGGGCCCGCAUUCCCACAUGAAGAGGAACCCGACAAGGCCGGAGCCACCAGAGCUGCAGGAAAUGCGACAGUCCUGCGGAAUUCCUGUACUUCACAAGAGAAUCGUUCGGUGGGAAUGAAGCCAGUCCCAACAAAUGGGCGUGGAUGGCUGCCCUUCUGAGAAGAGACACAGGCGAGCUCUACUGCGGUGGAGCCCUCAUCAGCAACAGAUACGUCAUCACGGCUGCCCACUGCACAGACGGGUAAG
This is a messenger RNA of Dermacentor silvarum, 1660 nucleotides long. RefSeq names its product proclotting enzyme-like. Gene Ontology annotation, biological process: proteolysis. NCBI's taxonomy places the organism in Eukaryota, Metazoa, Arthropoda, Arachnida, Ixodida, Ixodidae. The transcript has 6 exons. The coding region runs from base 402 to 1532 and encodes 376 amino acids. Gene Ontology annotation, molecular function: serine-type endopeptidase activity. The record is from RefSeq and is a predicted model, not a curated record.